Messenger RNA from Microthlaspi erraticum, 432 nucleotides. The record is from the annotation of a GenBank genome assembly. NCBI's taxonomy places the organism in Eukaryota, Viridiplantae, Streptophyta, Magnoliopsida, Brassicales, Brassicaceae.
AUGACGGACAUGACAACUAUGCAGGCGAAGCUCAAUCUCUUUUUGGAGAAGGUGGAGAAACUGUUUGACAAGAUGGAGACAAGGUUCGAUAAGCUCGACGAGAAGCUUGACUCUUUUCUGGAAGCUUCUAAGAGCUUUGAUGUACCGGAGCUGAAACAACCGAGACUAAACGAUGAAGCACCAAAGGCAACAACAGAAGACGUACACAAGAUAGAGGAGAUUUGUACAGACCAUGUGGAGCUGAGGGAGAGCUUGGUGAUGGUUCCAGAAAAACAAAACCACAUGGCGGAGGAGAAAGAGCCACAACAGAAUCUGAUGUUGGAGCCAAAAAACAGAGACCAACCACAAGCAGAAGUUGACAUCAAUCUUGUUAUAUUCAAUGAUGUCUUGUUGGUGGGUUUGAGCCAUGUCUUCGCCAAUGAUUUGAAUUAA